This is a messenger RNA of Priapulus caudatus, 2939 nucleotides long. RefSeq names its product splicing factor 3B subunit 2-like. The record is from RefSeq and is a predicted model, not a curated record. Gene Ontology annotation, cellular component: U2-type spliceosomal complex; catalytic step 2 spliceosome; precatalytic spliceosome. Gene Ontology annotation, biological process: mRNA splicing, via spliceosome. The transcript is spliced from 22 exons. Lineage: Eukaryota; Metazoa; Priapulida; Priapulimorpha; Priapulimorphida; Priapulidae. The coding region runs from base 26 to 2641 and encodes 871 amino acids.
CGAGAUCAGACUUCGCAGCUGCAGCAUGGCAAGAUGUGUUCAGCAGCGGCAGAUGCUGGAGGAGGAGAACCGGCAGGAGCUGCUGCAGCAUCAGUCGAUGCUCGAGCGUCAGCGCGAAGCUCUGGCGACGCAGCAGCAGCAGCUGAUGGAGACCGAGCGAAGUCGGCAGCAGCAGGAAGUUGCCAACCAGCAGCUGCUGCAGAAGGAGCUGGAGCGGCAACGGCUGAUCCAGGCUGAGAGCCAUCGCAUCCUCGAGCAACAGAGACAGCUGCUCUUGGAGAAACAGGCAGAGCAGGCGAUACUGGAACGACAGAAGCAUUACCUUGAGGAGCACAGGCAGGAGCAGCAGAUGCUUGAGCAACAGCAGAGGGCGUUACUGGAACGACAGCGGGAGGAUCAAGCGAGGAUGAGGCAGCAGCAAUUCAUGGAGCAACAGCAGCGGAUUCAGCAACAACAGCAGCAGCAACAACAGCAGCAGCAACGACAACAGCAACAACAGCAGCAGCAGCAGCAGCAACAACAACAACAACAGCAACAGCAGCAGCAACAACAGCAACAGCAGCAGCAGAAACAGCAGCAGCAGCUUGGACCACCGAGAUUCGGACAAGUAGGAGGGCCUCCACCCCCAGUGCAAGAAAGGGGUGAGAAAGGGGGAGCUAGACUACCAUCCCUGAUGAUGAUGGACAUACAUCCAACCCGGGAGUUAGAGUUCAGAGAGGAGGAUAAUGAAUCUCAGAAGCCCAUAAUUUUACCACAUGCACUGGAGAAGGUUCUUGCAUUCAAGACAGAGCGAGCAUACCAAGUCGGCGUUGAUCCCAAUGAGGCCCUCCCAGAAAAUCUACAAGCAAGAGAAAGGGCUGAACUGGAAGAGGAGGAAGAUGAGAUUGCUGAGAGAGAGGUAGACCUUCGUUAUGAGGACAAUCUACAGACUGCGCCAGUCGCCCAGGAAACGAGUAAGGAGUCGAAGAACAAGAAGAGAAAGAAGAAAAAGAAGAAGAAGAAGAAUAGACUGCAGCAAGAAGAGAGGAUAGAUGACCAGGAUGACCAAUCUGACCCCGAACCUGACGUGGAAGUGGAGUAUAUUCAGGACACGCUAGACCUGAAUCCAAGCGAUCCUGGAUAUCGACACUUCAUGAAGAUAUUCGAAGCGUUCAAGCUAAGUGAACCAGUUGAACCUGUGAUAGAAGAAGUGAGAAAGCCAGGGGAAGUGAAGAGGGAAGAACCUGCAGACCCUAUGAGGGACAAGGCACCGAAAGAGUUGUUCGAGGAAGAUGAUGAUGAGGAUAAACCGAAUGAUGACGGCAAGCCUAAACUGUCCAAGAAGAAGUGGAAGAAGCUUAAUAGAAUGUCAGUGGCUGAACUUAAGCAGGUUGUUACAAGGGCCGAUGUCGUAGAGAUGCAUGAUGUGACUGCACAUGACCCAACACUCCUUGUUCAUCUCAAGGCUUACAGAAACACUGUGCCUGUUCCUAGACACUGGUGCUUCAAGCGCAAGUACCUGCAGGGUAAGAGAGGUAUUGAGAAGCCUCCAUUUGAGCUGCCGGACUUUAUCAAAAAGACGGGAAUCAUGGAGAUGAGGGAAGCCCUACAGGAGAAGGAAGACCAGAAGACUCUGAAAUCUAAGAUGAGGCAGAAAGUCAGGCCGAAACUUGGCAAGAUUGACAUUGAUUACCAGAAGCUGCAUGAUGCCUUCUUCAGGUGGCAGACCAAGCCUAGAAUGACGAUGCAUGGAGACUUGUAUUACGAGGGGAAAGAGUUUGAAACAAAAUUAAAAGAGAAGAAGCCGGGAGACCUAUCCGAUGAGUUGCGCACAGCGUUGGGCAUGCCUAUAGGCGCAAAUGCCAACAAGUACCCACCACCGUGGCUGAUAGCAAUGCAGAGGUAUGGCCCACCGCCAUCCUAUCCUCAUCUGAAGGUGCCUGGCCUUAAUGCACCGAUACCAGAGGGAUGUUCGUUUGGUUACCAUGCUGGUGGCUGGGGCAAGCCUCCAGUGGAUGAGAAUGGCAAGCCCCUGUAUGGCGACGUGUUUGGCACACAGAGCGGUGACUUUCAGGAGCAGAAGGAGGCGGAAGAGAUUGACCGCAGUCUAUGGGGAGAGUUUGAGUCGGAGAGCGAGUCGGAGGAGGAAGAGAGCGAGGAGUCAGAAGAGGAGGCGGACGUGUCCGGACUCGUAACCCCCGGCGACGCGGGAUUGGUAACUCCGAGUGGAAUUACGUCAAUGCCAGCUGGCAUGGAAACACCAGACAUGAUAGAGCUCCGAAAGCGCAAGAUAGAGGAACUGAUGGAGGGAGGGGAGACGCCUCAACUCUACCAGGUUUUGCCAGAAAAGAAGGGACCAUCUAUAGGUGGCGCCAUGAUGGGAUCUCAGCAUGUGUACGACGUUGCAGCUCCGCCGGGGCAAAAGAAGGGUCCCGUGCCGGAGGCGGGGGUAGAGCUGGCACUCGCGCCAGAAGAGUUGGAGCUGGACGCUGAGGCGAUGAAGGUUCGAUAUGAGCAGCAGGUUCGGGAGCAGCAGAGCCAGCUGGAGAAGGAGGAUCUCAGCGACAUGGUGGCCGAGCACGCGGCGCGCCAGAAGAGCAAAAGAAAGAAACAACAAGAAGGUGGCAAAGCAGCUAAGAAGUAUAAAGAGUUUAAAUUUUAAAGACUGUUUGUCACUGGCUAGUCUGUUAAUAUUGGUCGUAUGACAUCGAUUAAUAGGCUAUGUAAAUAGUUCCAGUCCAGAUGUGUGUGAGUAAAGUCAUUUUAGCAUCGAUGUAUUAAUCAAUGAAAAAUUAUUAAUCAGGUAAUUGAUCAGUCCAUUGUCUGGCUAAUGCAAAUGGCACAUCCUACUUGAGAACACACUGUAACAUUUGUUACUUGUGGAGUAAUUGUUGUUUGUCUGUCUACGUCAUGAGACAUAUAUCUUUUAGUCACUGGACAAUAAAAAUGACAAGCAACAA